Molecule: messenger RNA, 3042 nt
Organism: Priapulus caudatus
Lineage: Eukaryota; Metazoa; Priapulida; Priapulimorpha; Priapulimorphida; Priapulidae
Exons: 1
Coding region: 1-3042 (1013 amino acids)
Biological process (GO): DNA integration
Molecular function (GO): nucleic acid binding
Source: RefSeq, a predicted model, not a curated record
AUGGCAAAGCUGGUAUCAAUCGAACAGCGGUUGAUGAAAAAUGAGACUAAUGCCCGACUAUAUGAUGAGCAGAUGAAGGAAAUGGAGGAAAAGGGGUAUUCCAAAAAGCUUGGACUAGAAGAGAUACAGAAUUACAAGGGCCCUGUACAUUAUAUCUCUCAUCAUGCAGUCAUCCGCCCAGAGAAGAAGAGCACACCAGUGCGGAUCGUGUUUAACUCUUCUGCAUCCUUUAAGGGACAUAGUCUGAAUGAUUACUGGGAGAAAGGCCCGGAUCUCCUGAAUGAUCUGUUUGGUGUCCUGUUGCGUUUCAGGCAACACCCGAUAGCCAUAUCAGGUGAUAUAUCGAAGAUGUACCACCAAGUGGAGAUUCCAGAAACGGACAAACAUGUUCAUCGGUUCCUGUGGAGAAGCUACGAAUCCAGAGAACCGGAUGUUUAUGUAAAAGAAGUGGUAACAUUUGGCGACAAACCUGCACCGGCUAUGGCUAUAACUGCAUUGAAGAGGACUGCAGCAGAAGGAGCAUGCCAGUAUCCAGAGGCUGCAGAUAUAUUGGACAAGGACACCUAUAUGGAUGACAUUUGCACAUCAGUCUAUACAAUUGGAAAAGCCAGAGAUGUCACCCAUGAUAUGGACACUGUACUCCAGAAGGGAGGCUUCAGAGUAAAAGAAUGGUUCUCAAAUGGUCCAUUGAAUGAUGACAAGGAAAAUCCUGAUGAAAGACUUGUCAUUGGCAAUGCGGAAGAGCAGAAAGUCUUAGGCGUGGUCUGGGAUCCUGAGUCUGAUCUUCUAAAGUACAAGGUCAAACCUGUCAGAACAAAGGAAAAUGAGCUGAUGACCAAACGGAACGUUUUGAGUGAAUUGGCAAAAAUCUUUGAUCCAAUAGGGUUCACCAGUGCAUUUAUAAUCAGAGGGAAAAUAUUAAUGCAGGAGCUGUGGCAGAUUGGUAUUGGCUGGGAUGACGCCUUGUCUACCGAAGUUACAAACGAAUGGAGAAAGUUCUUCACUCAACUGGAAAAGCUAGAUGGUAUAUCCUUCAACAGAUGCCUAAUGCCAAAAGCAUCCAGACCUACUGGAAUUGUGGUAUUCUGUGAUGCGUCAGAAGCAGCAUUCGGCGCUGUGGCUUAUAUAAGGUGGGAAGAGGAUGAUGGAAAUUAUGACGUGAGGUUUGUUUCAGCAAAGUCACGUGUGGCCCCACUGAGAGCUAUCUCUAUUCCUCGGUUGGAGUUGCAAUCCAGUGUUCUCGCAGCCAGACUAUAUGCUACUGUGAUGGAAGAGAUGUCAGUGAAACCCGACAGAGCUGUAUUCCUGUCUGACAGUAUAAUUGCCUUGUCCUGCAUUAGAGGCCAGUCCAGGCAGUUUAAGUCUUUUGUUGCAAACAGAGUAUCAGAAGUACAGAUCCAGACCGACCCGUCAGAUUGGCGACGUGUCAAAGUGUCCAGAGGGAUUGCAAUCGAUGACUUGGAAGGUGAAUGGAGAAAUGGUCCAGCCUUUCUCCGGUUGCCAGAAGAAGAAUGGCCAAAAUGCAUUUUCAAAGCUGAGAUAAACGAAAUUAACAAAGAGAAAAAGAAAGAGAAAACUAUCCUGUUAGUAAGGGAAGUAGAAUGUGCCAUUGACUGUACAAAGUUCUCCAAGUGGAGGAAGUUGAUCCGUGUGACUGCAUACGUUUUUAGAUUUCUAACCAAUCUGAAAUCCAAAUGCUUGAAGGAAGAUGGGCCGCUGUCAGCAGAAGAGCUUUCCACAGGAGAAAAAUACUGGAUCAAAGAAGCCCAGAAAAAUGUACAUGAAGACAUGGAGAAGGGUGUAUUAAAGUCCCUAAGUCCUUUUGUGAAGGAACAUAUCAUCUAUGUGGGAGGACGAGCUGGGAACAGUCUGCUCUCCUACGAGUCUAGACAUCCAGCUUUGCUGCCAAGAGAACAUCACAUAUCCUACUUAAUCACGAGGAAUGUGCAUGAAUGUGGCCAUUAUGGUGUUGCCACCACUGCUGCUAAAGUUAGAAAUAGGUACUGGAUAGUGGGAGUUACGAGGCUGGCGAAGAAGGUGAAGUUCAUAUGUGUAACCUGCAGAGCCUUCGACCACAAUGCUGAGACACAGAGGAUGGCAGAUCUUCCAUUGGAGAGAUUGGCGCCGUUUACCCCGCCAUUCUAUUUCACUGCCUGCGAUUAUUUUGGGACAUAUGUGGUAAAGGUUGGACGAAAUAAAACUACCAAACACUAUGGAGUCAUCUUCACUUGCCUCAACACAAGAGCUGUUCACUUGGAAGUAGCAGUUGAUUGUUCAACUAUGGAAUUCCUGCAGGUAUUGAGACGGUUCUUUGCCAUAAGGGGACAUCCAAAAGAGAUACAGAGCGACAACGGUACGCAGUUUGUGGGUGCCCAGAGGCAACUGAGAGAAAUGUUGACUGGCUGGAGUAAGGAUGAAUUACAAGACUUCUGUGCAGAGAGACAGGUUAAAUGGAAGUUCAUUACACCACUGGCUCCACAUCAAAAUGGAUGUGCUGAAGCACUUGUAAAGAGCUGCAAGCAUGCUCUGAAGAAAGCAAUCGGCGAACAACGACUCACGCCGUUUGAGCUGCAUACCUGCCUACAAGAAGUGGCAAAUCUUGUAAACGAACGACCCAUCGGAGGACUACUGAACGAUCCAGACGAUGGUAAAUAUAUUUGCCCAAACGACAUCCUGUUGGGACGAGCCUCCAGUAGGGUUCCACAAGGACCGUUCCGUCCGACGAAGAAUCCGAAAGACAGACUGGAAUUCGUUCAGCGCAUAGUCGAUGCCUUCUGGAAGUCAUGGAUUCGAGAUGUCUUCCCGCUGCUGGUUCCUCGAAGGAAAUGGAAUGUGGACCGUCGGAAUGUCAGGGUAGAUGAUGUUGUUCUGAUGGCUGACCCUAACAUGAUUCGGGGACAAUGGAAGCUUGGUCGAAUCACUGAAGUGUACCCGGGAAAAGACAAUCGAGUGCGAAACGUCCAAGUCAAAACUGCGAACAAGUUGUUCAGUAGACCUGUUAAUAAGAUAGUAGUCAUAUGUCCUGUAGAAGGGUAUGAGUAA